Molecule: messenger RNA, 1677 nt
Organism: Aspergillus sclerotioniger CBS 115572
Lineage: Eukaryota; Fungi; Ascomycota; Eurotiomycetes; Eurotiales; Aspergillaceae
Product: NAD(P)-binding protein
Exons: 1
Coding region: 315-1295 (326 amino acids)
Source: RefSeq, a predicted model, not a curated record
CUCACGUGCCACCCCGGCCAUGUGACCGAUCCCCGACGUAGCCGCGGCCACCCCACACCAGUACUGCUGAAUAGCGUCACCUCCGCACCGCUCACAACCACUCCAAGACGCGCAGCACCCAGACGACGCGGGGACGAACACCCUCAAUCCAUGGACUUCUACCCUUCCCCCCAUAGGGUCCCCGGGUCCGCCCUCUCCCCCUCAGCCAGCACCGCCCGCGAACCCAAGCUCCAGCUCCCCACCACCACCGACCCGCCGGGCCCCCAGAACCCCCCAAACCCCUCGUAUGGCUCAUCUUCGGCGCCACCGGCCACAUGGGCCGCUCCCUGGUCAAAACCGCGUUAUCGCGCGAUGACCUCGUCGCCGCCGUCGGCCGCACCUUCGAAAACAGCCCCGAAGCCAUGCGCAAGCUCGAAGCCGACCACGAGAACUGCCUAGGUCUCCUGUGUGACGUGCGCGCCCGCGACACCGUCAAACGCGUCAUCGACCGCACCAUCGACCGCUUCGGCCGCAUCGACAUCAUCGCCAACUGCUCCGGAUACGGUGUCAUCGGUGCCUGCGAAGACCAAGACGAAUACGACAUCCGAGACCAAUUCGAAACCAACUUCACUGGCACCCUCAACAUGAUUCAGCUUUCCCUGCCUCAUUUCCGAGAAAGAAGAUCCGGCCGAUACCUCAUUUUCAGCUCCACUUCAGGAGCGCUAGGCGUGCCGGGUCUAGGUCCCUACUGUGCAUCCAAGUACGCAGUGGAGGGUUUGAUGGAGAGUAUGUUGUACGAGGUGGACAACUUCAAUAUCAAAACCACCCUGGUGGAGCCUGGUCAUAUGCGUCGUGACGAUAUCGGAGAUCUGUUGGGCUCGGAUUCCCCGCCUUUUCUCAAUACUACUACGACUGCUAAUAAUAAUAAUAAUAACGACCAUCAAGAACAUAAUCUGGCCUCGCCCUUGCCCCUGUACGGCCAUUUCCUGGUCAAGCCGCCCAGUGACCCGUAUAAUACUCCGACGUCGCCGGCAGCCCACGCGAAACGGAUGCUGAUGUGGUUGGGUGAUAAGCAGCCGGCUAGUGCCGUCAAGGCCGCUCAUCUGGUGUGGCAGCUGGGGCAUUGUUCGUAUCCGCCGCUCAGACUCAUCCUGGGGACGUAUGCCGUCGAGAGUAUCCGGGAUCGGUUGAAGUGCAUUAUCGAGGAGAUUGAGGAUUGGAAGUAUCUUAGUUUUCCGACGGGGGAGCAACAGGGGCCGUCGCCGGCGAGGGACAAGGUGUCUGUGCGUGAGGGCGAUGAUAUGGAUGUGAAGUAGUGCGUGGAAGGGGGAUUCAUGUUUCAAGCUCUAUUGCUUUAUCGAGGGAGCAACUUUUCCGGCUGUCUGGCCAGCACCACCGCGCCCGCGAGUGUUGACUUCGCGGUGCAGCUACAAGGCAGGCCCGACAUGACGAGACUGCCGUGACGCUGAACUGGCAGCCACAUGCAGGAGGACUUCUCUGCCUCCGCCAGGAGAGACAGGAUGCGACUGGGAGGCUAGAAGCAGCCUCAACACCAACACAUCCCAAGACCACGUACGCCACGUAGAUCGUAGGCGAGCACAGCAGAAUCAAGGUCACGGCAGAGACAAGAAGACAGAGAGGAAGAAGCGAGUCGAUAUAGACGAAUCAAUUAAUUACAGGCCAGAUGGCCAUUACUAU